Aaosphaeria arxii CBS 175.79 is the source of this 618-nucleotide messenger RNA. RefSeq names its product Nitroreductase. The transcript has 2 exons. Lineage: Eukaryota; Fungi; Ascomycota; Dothideomycetes; Pleosporales. The record is from RefSeq and is a predicted model, not a curated record. Bases 1 to 618 code for a protein of 205 amino acids. Gene Ontology annotation, biological process: cellular response to oxidative stress.
AUGGCUUCCGAAAAGUCCUUCCUCCAGGCCAUCAAGGACCGCCGCACCAUCUACGCGCUCAACAAGACCGCCCCCAUCGCCGAUGAGAAGAUUGUCUCCAUCGUCAAGGACGCUAUCCUCCACGUUCCCUCUUCUUUCAACUCCCAGUCCGCCCGUCUCGUUGUCCUUCUCAAUGACGAGCACGACAAGUUCUGGGAGUAUGUCAAGGAGGUUCUGAAGCCCAUCGUCCCCGCGGACCAGUUCGCCAAGACUGAGGAGCGUGUCAACGGCUUCAAGGCCGGUUACGGAACUAUCCUCUUCUUCGAGGACCCCGAGCCCGUCCAGGCCCUCCAGAAGCAAUUCGCCCUCUACGCCGAGCACUUCCCCGUCUGGUCAGAGCACACAUCCGCCAUGCACCAGUUCGCCCUCUGGGUCGCCCUCGAGGCUGAGGGUUUCGGCGCCAACCUCCAGCACUACAACCCCAUCAUCGACCAGAAGGCCCAGGCCGAGUGGAACAUUCCCCAGCUCUGGAAGCUCCGCGCCCAGCUCGUCUUUGGCGGCAAGGUCGCCGAGGCUGGCGAGAAGCAGUACAAGCCUGUUGAGGGCGAGAGGCUUUUCGUCCACGGUGCUAAGAACUAG